Molecule: messenger RNA, 1344 nt
Organism: Erigeron canadensis
Lineage: Eukaryota; Viridiplantae; Streptophyta; Magnoliopsida; Asterales; Asteraceae
Product: ribosome production factor 2 homolog
Exons: 7
Coding region: 122-1093 (323 amino acids)
Biological process (GO): ribosomal large subunit assembly; maturation of LSU-rRNA from tricistronic rRNA transcript (SSU-rRNA, 5.8S rRNA, LSU-rRNA)
Cellular component (GO): nucleolus
Molecular function (GO): rRNA binding
Source: RefSeq, a predicted model, not a curated record
CUAUUUUCAUUUUUCAUUCCAUCACUCUUUCUUUAAAAAACGUUUGAUAUCUCUUCUCCGGCCGCCCCUUUACCUCACCGCCACUUUUGCCUCGCCGCCGCCAACCUAUAAAUUCGCUACAAUGUUGCAUAUAAAAACCCCUAAAUCAAUGCGGGCUAAGAGGGCGCUUGAGAAACGAGAACCAAAACUGGUGGAAUUUGGGAAGAAGACCCUAAUAUUGCAUGGCACAAAAACUAGCAAUGUCAUGAAUGCUGUAUUGACAGAAAUAUAUCAUCUGAAGAAAGAUAAUGCUGUGAAAUACAGUAAGAGAAAUGAUAAAGUUAGACCUUUUGAGGCUGGAGGUGAAACUUCACUGGAGUUUUUCUCGCUCAAAACUGAUUGCAGUUUAUUUGUGUUUGGUUCACAUUCAAAGAAGCGGCCCAACAAUCUUGUCAUAGGACGGACAUAUGAUCACCAUGUCUAUGAUCUUGUGGAGGUUGGGGUUGAAAAUUUCAAAAGCAUGGCAUCAUAUUCGUAUGAUAAGAAAAUAGCUCCCUUAAUUGGAUCAAAACCAUUUUUUGCGUUUAUUGGGGAAGGAUUUGAGAAUGUUGAAGAGCUAAAACACCUGAAGGAGGUAUUGCUUGAUUUGUUCAGAGGACAGGUGGUAGAGAAUCUAAAUCUUGCUGGGUUAGAUCGUGUGUAUGUAUGUACAGCUGUGUCUGCUAACAAAGUAUUGUUCACCCAAUGUGCUUUAAGGCUCAAAAAGUCUGGCACAAUAGUCCCGAAAAUGGAGUUGGUGGAGGUAGGUCCUUCAAUGGAUAUGGUAGUUAGAAGACAUCGUCUUCCUGAUGAAAGGCUACAGAAAGAAGCUAUGAAAAUCGCUACCGAGUUAACUAAGAAGAAGGAGAAAAAUGUCACCAGAAAUCCAAUUGAAGGGAAACUCGGGAAGAUUUUUCCUCCAAUUCAAGAGUUCGGAAAUGCAUCUUUACCUUUCAAGCCAAAGGGACUUAAAAGGGAACGUCGUGAGGCUAAGGCUGAAGCUAAGGCCAAUGGUGAAGGCAAAGCAAAGAAGCAGAAGCAAAAGGAGCAGGAGCAGGAUGCUGCUGCUGUUUGAUAGUGGACAGGUUAUUCGGCUUGAUUCUUCAGGAUUUUGGAAAGUUGCAGGAGUUGGAGGUGUUGAAUGUGUUUUCGAAUCAGUUAUCAGAAAUAUUUCUAUUAGUAUCUUUUAAAUUCCGGCUCUGAGGUGUUGUGGUGAAUUGCAUUUUAGAAAACAGGCUUCAUUUGAAGCUAGAAGCAUUUGAAGUGUCUGAAAACAAACUGGAAAUUUUGCGGAUAGUUUGUGUAAUGGAGGUAGUUUGUUGGUUA